Molecule: messenger RNA, 2488 nt
Organism: Erpetoichthys calabaricus (reedfish)
Lineage: Eukaryota; Metazoa; Chordata; Cladistia; Polypteriformes; Polypteridae
Gene: hdac10
Product: histone deacetylase 10
Exons: 20
Coding region: 408-2390 (660 amino acids)
Biological process (GO): chromatin organization
Cellular component (GO): histone deacetylase complex
Molecular function (GO): histone deacetylase activity
Source: RefSeq, a predicted model, not a curated record
CAUUCAUCUUAUGCGCCUGCGCCAAAUCAAGAGGUACGCUGUGUGUCCCAGAGUGGCUGUUGUCGCUCGCGGCUUCCCUUUUAAGUAACUGACUCGACGACCUGUUUAAAGCGUCUCAUAAUUGCUCAUGCACUGAGUUGAAAUUAUUAUCUCGUAAACGGCUUCCUGAUACGUCUAAAGCAAGAAGGCGGUGCAAAGAGACAAGGAAUUACUUAUGCAUUAGCUUGCCUUUUUCAAGCUUCGGUUUCUUAUUUGGAUACUUUUCAUUCGGCGCAAACGGCCACGCUUUGUGAAUGUGAACAGAGGGUUUGUGUACUGCGUGGAUUUAGCACUUCAUAACGAAGUGUUUACGUCAGCAACAACUUUAUUCGGUAACCAAGAGGGAUCUAAGUGUAAUUUUCUCAGAAAUGGUUUCCGGGACUGCACUGAUCUACGAUGAAGAAAUGACGCGGUACAGGCUGCUGUGGGACUAUCCUGUUUGCAGCAUUGAAGUACCAGAGCGACUGUCUGUAUCCUACUCGGAGCUUCAGAUCCAGGGCCUGGUGGAGAGAUGUAUAUCAGUACCAGUCAGGGAGGCAACUGAGGAGGAGAUCUUGCUGGCUCACAGUCAGGAUUUUCUGGAAGCCAUAAAAACCACCCAAAAUAUGGACGUUGAGCAGCUGAAAGCCUUUGCAAGUCAGUUUCAAGAUGUAUACUUCCAUCAGAAUAUUUACCAUUGUGCUAAACUAGCACUGGGGGCUACUCUGCAGCUGGUUGAUGCUGUGAUGACUAAAAAAGUAAGGAAUGGCAUUGCUCUUGUAAGACCUCCAGGCCACCACAGUCAACACAGUGCAGCAAACGGCUUCUGCAUCUUUAAUAAUGUGGCUAUUGCUGCACUUUAUGCUAAGAAGAUGUUUGAUCUCAAAAGAAUAUUAAUUGUGGACUGGGACAUUCAUCAUGGGCAGGGAACUCAGUAUUUUUUUGAAGAUGACCCCAGUGUUCUAUAUUUUUCUUGGCAUCGUUAUGAAAACCAGGAAUUUUGGCCAAAUCUUCCAGAAUCUGACUAUAGUACUGUUGGGAAGGGCAAGGGAGCUGGUUUCAAUGUUAAUGUGCCAUGGAAUAAGAUAGGCAUGCAAAAUUCUGAUUAUCUAUCGGUGUUUUUCCACAUAUUACUUCCAAUGGCAUACGAGUUUAAUCCUGAACUGGUCCUGAUAUCUGCUGGAUUUGAUUCAGCAAUUAAUGACCCAGAGGGCAAAAUGUGUGCCACUCCAGCUUGCUUUGCUCACCUCACUCACCUGUUGAUGUCACUGGCAGAAGGAAAGAUCUGUGCAGUAUUAGAGGGAGGUUAUGAUCUUCAUUCUCUCUCACACUGUAUUUGCCAUACUGUCAAAGCUUUCUUGGGUGAUCCUGUCCCUCAUCUUCUUAAUAUUUCUUCACCCUGUGACAGUGCCUUGGAGUCCAUUCAGAAUGUGAGAGCUGUCCAUCAACAGCACUGGGCUUUCCUCAGAAGUUUGCCCAUUAGCAUGAAGCACCAAAAUGUGAAUGAUGAUAAGAAGCUAGAGCAAUUUUGCAAUGAGGAAAUUCAUACUUCAUCACCAAACUACUGCCCGUUGCCACCUAAAAGAACUGCAGUUGCCUUAUUGGGAGAGAAGAUUGAAUUGCCUGAUAGAUGUUUGAAGAUUAACCUGGACUCAGUGCCAUCAGAUGAAAUAUGGAGUUUCAAAGACAGUACUGUGGAAGGCCAGAAGGAUUCUCUGCACCUCCAGAAAAACCUUUGUUCAGUCAUGAUGAAGAUUUUUCAAAAGGAAGUUCAAAAUGGGCUUGCAGCUGUGCCAUGUCUCCUUGAGGCUAUAAAGGCUGUUCUGAGCUUCUGUACCACAUGUGCUAACAGUGUUUCCAGGAUCCUGGUUUUAUAUCUGGGAGAUAAAGAUUAUCCUGUCAGUUUAGAAGAUGAUGGAAAUUUACUCCUUAUUCAGAUGAGCACCAAAAAGCUGAAGGGCAGAGAAUCAAAGUAUCACAUUCCAAUUUUCCUUCCAAAGGAAGGCAAUAAUGUCAAAGGUGUGCUGCAUGCACUGUUUAGUCUGAUUUUGCCUGUAGCAUACAUGUACAAUCCUGAUCUGGUUGUGACUGCCUUAAGCUGCCAGAGUGGUGUGGACAAGAAGAUUCUGAAUCAACUAACCAGUUUAUUGCAAGGCCUGGCAGAAGGGCAGCUGCUGUGUCUUAUUCAUCAGGACCCUGAAGUUUCUUUUCUGGAAGAUACCAUUUGCUCCCUACUAGGUGACCCCAUCCUUCCAGUGACUGAUGGUGUUCUGCAGGGGGAAGCUAUACAGGAAGUUGAGCAACAGAGACAGAGACUACAAGAACAGUGGGGCAUCCUGAAAACACAAGUUACAAGGACUGAAUAUUCCUGAAAAUGAUGUUCGGCCUUCCAAAAGAGACAGACCACCUGAAGAAAUGCUUCAAAUAUAAUCUAUCACAACAUGCUUUUCAAUUAAACUUUUGGAAAGUU